AUGCCGGAAGUACCUCCCGGGGGGGAGGGUCAGAGCCCUCUCUGUGACGUGACAAAGGGUCUCCCUGCAGCCCACCUGCUGCUGGGCAGCUCGGGGAGGCGCUCCCACAGCCACAAAGAGGGGCACACACCAAGGCAGCCUUGGGGCCCCUGCGAGGGGACCCGAGCCAUCCUGGGGAGCCACAGCCCCACGGCCCGGGAAGAUGCUGACCUUCACGGCCCCGGGCAGGCCGGGCUGGCCGCCGUGGCCGAGCCGCACAGGCCGUAUUCCUGCCUGAAGAAGCUGUCUUCAAGCCUCAGCGGCCUGGUGCUGGUGUCGGGCAUCUUCCUCCUCGGCCUGGGCAUCCACAGCCAGCACAGCGAGGCCACCCUGACCCGGGUCCUCGGGCUGGCCUCGGCCCACCUGCGACACGUCGGCCACCUGUGCCUGCUGCUGGGCAGCACCGUGGCCCUGCUCAGCGUGGCCAGCUGCCACGGGGCCGCCAAGGACAGCAGGGGCACUCUCUUACUUGGCUUUCUGUCCAUGGCCAUUGUCAUCGUCAUGGAGGUCACAGCCGCCGCCGUGGUCCUGUCCCUCUUGCCCGUGGUUAGCGACUUGACCUUGGAGCACACCGUGGUGACCCUGAAGAAGAAUUACCGAGGCUACAAUGAGCCGGACGACUACUCCUCGGAGUGGAACCUGGUGAUGGAGAAGCUCCAGUGCUGCGGGGUGAAUAACCACACCGACUUCGUGGGCUCCGCCUUUGAGACAAGCACCGGCCACAGUUACCCCAGGGGCUGCUGCCGGUCCAUGGGCACCGCAGCCUGCGACGGGCACGACGCGUCCUCGGCCGUCAUCCACCAACGGGGCUGCUUCUCCAAGCUCUUGGAAAUAACCAAGAGGCAGAGCUCCGUGCUGUCCGGGGGUUCGCUGGGGGCGGCCGUGAUGCAGCUGCCGGGCACUCUGGCCGCCUUGCUGCUGUUCAUGAAGCUCGGCUGA
This is a messenger RNA of Ochotona curzoniae (black-lipped pika), 978 nucleotides long. RefSeq names its product tetraspanin 16 (gene TSPAN16). Gene Ontology annotation, cellular component: membrane. NCBI's taxonomy places the organism in Eukaryota, Metazoa, Chordata, Mammalia, Lagomorpha, Ochotonidae. The transcript has 7 exons. The record is from RefSeq and is a predicted model, not a curated record. Bases 1 to 978 code for a protein of 325 amino acids.